AUGGAUAUCUUAGGCCUAACAAUCCGUAAAAUCGGAAACGAGUGUCAGCAUUGCAUAAAAGCAAUAUACCGGUCAAAUAAAGUGGUCAGAGAAAAAUGUACAGCAAUUAACAUGGCUUACAGAAUCUACGGGCGCACUCCGUCCCCAGGCAGCUGUCCAAUUAUAGUGCUCCAUGGCUGUCUCGGAAGUAAAAGAAACUGGGAAAAAAUGUGCGGUUAUUUAACAGCGUCUACAAAUAAACCUGUGAUAGCAGUGGACGCUCGCAACUAUGGAGAUAGCCCCUACACCCCUGAACACGAUUAUUAUAGCCUGGCUGCAGAUGUUUCCAAUUUAAUGACCAAAUUUUCUAUUGAGCGCAGUAUUAUUAUAGGUCACUGCAUGGGCGGCAAGACUGGGAUGGUUUUGGCUCUGACCGAGCCAUUCAAAGUAGCAAGUUUGAUCGUCGUAGACACAUCACCAGCGUCGAAAUCAGGUGCUAUGGAUAUUGAAUAUCCUAAGAUCAUGGAAGCCAUGUCCACAAUUGACUUUAAAGGAAUGGAUUUGCAGAAGGCAAUGGAUUUUGCCCAAAGUAAAAUGUUGAAACUUAAUUUAUUCCAUUCUGAGCAUGAACUGCAAACUGUUUUACUGAAUAUUGGAAAGUUGGCUGAUAAGUCCAUAGGGUGGAGAUAUAAUCUUAAAACCUUAAUGAACACAACUGACGAUAUCAACUCAUUUCCCGAUAUGUUUGGAACAUAUUAUUAUGGCCCUACGCUAUUCGUCGCAGGCAGGCUGUCAUACGCUAUACCUCCUGAAGACUUGCAAUGCAUCCAACACCUGUUUCCCAACGCCCGCGUGGUCUACGUCGAAGGCGUUGGACAUAACGUCCAUGAAGAGGACCCAGAUGCAUUCUUCGCUGCGAUCGCAGAGUUUUUAUUCCAGAAACCAAAGAUUCAAAUAACAUAA
Messenger RNA from Spodoptera littoralis (African cotton leafworm), 942 nucleotides. The record is from the annotation of a GenBank genome assembly. NCBI's taxonomy places the organism in Eukaryota, Metazoa, Arthropoda, Insecta, Lepidoptera, Noctuidae.